AUGUCAGACCCAUCAUCCAAGCCAACUUCCAUUCCCUCGUGGCAACGGUCAGGGUCUGCGCCAGACCAGGCACCCUUGUCCUCGUCGCCGAGCUCCGAUAAUGCGCCCGCAUCCACUUCACGUCAAGACCUGGUCGAGUCAGCGUCCAGAUUCCUCGAGGACGAAUCAAUCCGUGAUGCUCCAACAGAUCGCAAGGUCUCUUUUCUCGAAUCUAAAGGGUUGAACUCAGACGAGAUUCAACAGCUUCUCGGCGUCUCCCGAAACCCAGAGGCGACCAGCAGCACCGUGACUGCAGCCGAGGAUCAGGGUUCAGAAGCACCACCAGCCUCAUCUUCCUCCGACCAGCCCGAAGUCACUUCUUCUACACUUUCCACUCCUGUCACUUCGUCAUCGACCUCCAACACCAUGUCUCAACCGCGCUCCACGACCACCGCAACCGCCCCCUCCGCACCACGCGAUCAGCCUCCGAUCAUCACCUACCCCGAAUUCCUCUUCGAGCCUGCCAAACAGCCCCCGCUGGUAACAAUGAGCAAUAUCCUAUACACAAUCUACGGCGCCGCAGGUCUCGGCGCCACCAUAUACGGCGCGAGCGAGUAUUUGAUUAAACCAAUGAUUGCAAACCUCACCAGCGCACGACACGAUCUCGCUGUCACAGCGCAAGAGAACUUGAAAACGUUGAACGAGAAGCUCGAAGCAAGUGUCUCUGUCAUUCCCGCCCAGUUAACCGCACGCAAGAUCGCAUCUGAUGAGGAAGAUAUGUCCAAUGAAGACGGAGACUCGGUCACCUCCGAUCCUACAGAACUCUUCCACCGAGACAUGGGAACCCAGACAACACCAGACAUUACUCCAUCACCCGCUCUAGAGGCAAAGGAUGAGAACAGUCCGCUGGAUGCGCCGGUCGAAGCCGUGAACAACCACAUAAGCCGCUUGGCCUCGAUUCAAUCUCAGCUCAAAGAGAUCACCGAGUUUGAGAAAGAUGCGAGUAACGUCGACGAUAUGGCGCGUGCCACUUUGUCUGAUCUUCACCACUAUCUUGACGGAUUGAUCUAUGCUGCGCCUACAUACUCUUCCUCCACGCCCAACUUUGGUCUGUACACUGGCAAUGUGAGCUCGGACAGCAGAUCGACUGGUGUACGUAAGGCAGAGGAUGACGCUAUUGCCAGCUUCAAGGCGGAUAUUCGUGGUGUCAAGGGUGCUUUGCUGAGUGCCCGGAACUUCCCUGCGAGCCGAGGUGGCAGACUUGCUGGCGUCCGGUGA
Penicillium atrosanguineum is the source of this 1257-nucleotide messenger RNA. Its product is annotated as peroxisomal membrane protein PEX14. NCBI's taxonomy places the organism in Eukaryota, Fungi, Ascomycota, Eurotiomycetes, Eurotiales, Aspergillaceae. Gene Ontology annotation, cellular component: peroxisomal importomer complex; peroxisomal membrane. The transcript has a single exon. Gene Ontology annotation, molecular function: signaling receptor binding. The record is from RefSeq and is a predicted model, not a curated record. Bases 1 to 1257 code for a protein of 418 amino acids. Gene Ontology annotation, biological process: protein import into peroxisome matrix, docking.